This is a messenger RNA of Pterocles gutturalis (yellow-throated sandgrouse), 1239 nucleotides long. RefSeq names its product transmembrane and coiled-coil domains 6 (gene TMCO6). Gene Ontology annotation, molecular function: protein binding. The transcript is spliced from 10 exons. The annotation marks the transcript as partial. The record is from RefSeq and is a predicted model, not a curated record. Lineage: Eukaryota; Metazoa; Chordata; Aves; Pterocliformes; Pteroclidae.
GUUCUUGAGCUGCUCAGAGGUGUGCAGAGGGGUUCAGAGGACAGGAGAAGAUCACUGAGCCACCUCCGCCGGGCUCUGCAGAACAAGGAGACUCAGCAGAAGUUUGUCAGGCUGGACGGCAGCAUCCGGACCCUCAUCGGGCUCUUCACCAGCAGCCUGGCUGACAUGCAGCUGGAAGCCGUGCGCUGUCUGCACGAGCUCUCCCACUCCAGUGACCCUGCUGUGGGCGAGGCGUGUCUGCCAGCGACCUCCUAUCUCCUCACCUACCUCUCGGGACACAGCGUGGAGUUCACGGAGCUGUGUCUGUACACGUUGGGGAACCUCAUAGUGGAAAGUGAAGCUGUGAGGAAGCAGCUUCUGCCUCAGGGCAUCAUUCCAGUGCUGGCAUCCUGCAUCCAGUCCCCACACGAGGCUGUGCUGGAAGGUCUGGGCUACGUCCUGUCGCAGCUCCUCCAAGCCAAGGAAUCCCCUGCAGAGAUCAUACCCUUGGUUCUGGACUCUGUUCUCCCCCAGCACAUGCUUCGACUGGUUUGCUCUGGCCUCAAGGCUGGGACAGGAGCAGCCGUGGAGUUUGCGUGGUGUCUCCACUACAUUGUUUGUAGCCACACGGCCAACGCGGCAUUGCUGUCCCUGGGGGCCCUGCCUGCCCUCACCUCGCUCUUGCUCGACCUGGCUUCUGAAAUCCCGCAAAACGCUCCCGAGGGCCUGGAGCUGCUCGUCUGCCCAGUGCUGCGGUGUCUCGGGAACCUACUCGCAGAGGAGACAGGCUGCGAAGGCCAGAUCGAGGACGAGCGUCUGCUCAUCGCCCUCUUCCUCAUCCUGCAGUGCUUCCUCCAGCAGCACCCGUUCAUCAUACCCGAGUGUCUCUGGCUGCUGAACAACCUCACGGCAGACAAACCCUUCUUCUGCUCCGCUCUGCUCUCCCUGGACUUGCUCCCGGCCCUGCUGCAGCUCCUGCCGUGUUCCCAGAUGGCCGGUGUGUUGGUCCUGACCAUUUUGUGCAACGUAGCAGAGAAGGGCCCAGCCUACUGCCAGCAGCAGCACUGGCAGCCUUCCCUGCCCCUCCUGCUGCCCGCUGCUGCUGACUUCCUCAGGCAAGGCGGGCACGGGGCCCUCGAGCAGCACCAGAGCACUCCAGAACUCCAGGAGCAGGCACGAGCACUGCUGGACAUGGUCAGGGGGUCCCCGGGAGCCUCCGCCUUCAGUCCCUGCCACCCCACGUUGCCUGCCUUCUCCUAG